This is a messenger RNA of Aspergillus melleus, 1260 nucleotides long. RefSeq lists its product as uncharacterized. Gene Ontology annotation, cellular component: cytoplasm. The record is from RefSeq and is a predicted model, not a curated record. The transcript has 4 exons. The coding region runs from base 1 to 1260 and encodes 419 amino acids. Gene Ontology annotation, molecular function: flavin adenine dinucleotide binding; electron-transferring-flavoprotein dehydrogenase activity. Lineage: Eukaryota; Fungi; Ascomycota; Eurotiomycetes; Eurotiales; Aspergillaceae.
AUGCUGAACCCGUCGCAGCCCGGUUGCGCACCUUUCAAGGUCCUGGUGGUCGGGGGUUCCUAUGCCGGGUUGGCCGCCACGCUGAACCUGCUCGAUCUCUGCCAGGGUCGUCGCCGUCGCUUCUCGUUGGACCCGGCUGAUGAGGGGCCUCAACUGACGGUCCCGGUGCAGAUUACCAUAGUGGAUGAACGGGAUGGAUUCUAUCAUUUAAUCGGCGUGCCGCUGGCCAUUGCCUCCGAGGACUACGCGCAUCAUAUCUGGAAGACAUUCGAUGACAUUCCCGCUCUGCAGACUACCGAAAUCCGGCGCAUCCAGGGACGAGUCGUCAAUGUCGACUGCGAGACCAAAACUGCUCGUAUUGAGGACAUCACAAAAGGGGGGACGGUGACCGAAGAGAAAUACGACUAUUUGAUCGCAUGUUCUGGCCUGUGGAGGGACUGGCCCAGUGCACCCAAGUCUGUUACUCGACACGACUACAUAGCCGAAGCGACGCAGUGGGUAGAAGAUGUCAAGAACGCGACGCAGGGAGUCGUCAUCAUUGGGGGAGGCGCCGUGGGAGUCGAGAUCGCGACGGAGAUCAAAAUGAUGCAACCCCAAGUCAAAGUCACUCUCAUUCACUCGCGCUCCAAGUUACUCUCCUCGGAACCCCUCCCGGAUGAGUUUAGCACCAAGACGCUCGCGCGCCUUCAGUCAGAUGUAGAAGUAAUUCUUGGCGUGCGAGUACAGCAAACUACCGCCCACGAGAGCAACGGGGCUGGCGUGGCAUCCGGAUACACGCUGACGCUCUCGGAUGGCCGACAGCUGCAGACAAGCCAUGUUAUCAACGCCGUGUCGGGGUUCUCGCCCACGACAUCUUACCUUCCAGACGCCGCCUGUGACGAAGAAGGCUACGUAUACAUCACGCCGCAACUGGACUUCGCUGGCGAUGUUCCUAACGCAGGAGACCACUAUGCAGCGGGAGAUGUGGUUCACUGGUCGGGAAUUAAGCGCGGAGGAGCGGCAAUGCAUCAAGGUCACUAUGCCGCCUUUAAUAUCCACCAGAAAAUGUACGCACAGCUCUACGGGUCUGAGAUCAACGUGCUAGAUCUGGCAGAGGUGCCGCCCAUGAUGGCGCUGGCGCUGGGGAAGCAGGCGGUGGGUUACUUCCCAACGACGGGGCUCUCGGAGGGGAACGAAGUGCUGAAGACCUUUUUUGGUGACGAUUUGGGAUUCAUGAUUUGUUGGAACUGGAUGCGGCUAGGAGAAGCACCGCCGGCAUGA